AUGUCUCCCGAGAAACAGUCAAUUCAAAUAUGUAUAUUUUGUCCCCAGGUCCAAAGUCCAGUCCUGGUGGUGGAGCUGACCCUCAACAGGCUAGAAGGCACGCAGCUGCGAGCACUGGGACUGUUGUCAGUCUUCGGCUUUAACGUGACAUACGCCGUGAGGGCGCCGUCCACCGACCCCGGCCCUCCGUCUUGUAGUGCGAUAGAAUGCCGCCUGUUAGGGCACUGCUACGCUCGGCAGGACUACAAGGAGUUCCACUGCGCAUGUUUCGAGGGGUACUCCGGGGCCGACUGCGGCGAGGGCCCGCUCUGCCCGCGAACGUCCAACAUGUGCAAAAACGGCGGCACGUGCAGGCAGAUGGGUCCCGCCGCGGUGAGCUGCAUCUGUGCCCCGGGGUACACCGGCGACCUGUGCGAGGCGCAGAUCGCGGAGCCAGAAUGUGGGAUAGAAGAAUGUUCCGAAGGCUGCAAGGACGGGACUUCAUGUGACUGCGACCCCAAAGAGACAGACUUCACCACUGCACGCUUCGAAACAAGACUGCAAAUCGUGGACCAAGGAAACGUCAACAUAUCGCAAGAAAUUGUCAAACAAAUAACGACCUAUUUAAGAGCAUCCAAUAUUACUUUAGAAGAUGAAAUUGAAGUGCUAAAUAUAAGCUCAGCUGACAUAAACGGCGCCCGUACAGUAUGGCUUCGAGUGUGGGGCGCGCGGCGAGAGGCGGGCGUACUACGAGCGGCGCUAGCUCGCCUCGCUGCUACGAGGUCACGCGCUGACCGACUACGGCUGCUGCCUGCUACACUGCACUUCGACAUGCAGCCGGCACUUAGUUUGCAGGCGUUAGUAGUAAACCAGCGUCCUGACGUGUGGGAGGGAUCAGAGUUCAUCCUCAGUUGUAUGGCGUACGGCUCACCAGACACAGUCUUCUCCUGGUACAAAGAUGGCGUCAAAAUCAACUUCGAUGGCACCACCAGGGAUAUUUGGACCCGCACCGUAGCAGAAGACGCUCUCGGCAGACGCAUGUCGGUCCUAGGAGUGUCUGAAGCCCAACGUCCCGACCGUGGGAAGUGGUCAUGCUCGGCCGAUGACGCGGGCAGGCGAAGAUGUAGAGCCUUGAGGUUGGCUGUGCUAAGACCACCUGAUAUACGCCUGGUGCCCUCUACGUUAACAGUCAACAAGGGUGACAACGUAAGCAUCACCUGCUUAGCCGGUGCAGGUAGAGUGCACGGAGCUUUGGGGUUCAGUUGGGCUCGGGAAAGAACUCUGCUACCGUUAGCUCCGGGAAGAGAAGUGUGGGAGGACUUGUACCCUGCUGGGAGUGUGCUCAAGCUUUAUAACGUCCAGAAAUCAGGAGAAUUCCGAUGUCAAGUGUCGUCCGUGGCUGGCACCAACGCAAAGGGCGUGACCAUGUGGGCCUUAGGCCUAAACGACGAGGCCUGCCAGACCGAGGCCUCUCACGGCCUGAGGUGGCUCAAGACUGCACCAGGAGCACAUGCCUCAGCUUCCUGCCCACCAGGGCAUACUGGGGAGACUACUAGGUUCUGCGAGCCCAAAACAGGUCAACAUGGCGUGAAGUGGAAACUGCCAGACUUCUCUGGUUGUAUAGCUGACUCAUUAAAAGAUAUUUACGAACAGUUCAGUCGCAUAUCCUACGGCUACUCUUGGGAAAACGUGUCCCUAGUGGCUCGGCAAUACGGCGCCGUCCUCCGUUCUCUCCCAGUGCACCCAGGGGAGGGCACUAUCCCUCUCUUACAUGCCAGGAACAUGCUUCACUACUUGCUAUCAGGGGUGGGCCGGCAGAAGGACAAGUUUGAAAGCGCAGAGCAUCUGUUGAAGAUUUACGACACGCUGCUGAAACAUCCUGAUGCGUUUCUGGAUGAGGAAAAAGUCUACGACCUCCAAAACGCAGCUGUCGACACAGCUGGCAUGCGUAGCAAUGUAGACCUUCGCCUCCAAGAACUUACCAUCAAGACCAAGCCAGUCCGGGAUGACAACGCAGCCCACUUUGACUUGUCGCCCACUGCUGGGACUGAAGAAUGGCAGUUGGCAUCAGUGGGGGUGGAAUUAGUGGGCAGGACGGGGAAUGCUUCUGUUGUUGCUGUGCAGUACCAUAAUUUGGCUGCUAGGCUGCCGUCCUUGAGGCGAUCCAUUGAGUUCAACCAGUCGGUUUCCAGGAACGGCCGCGAGAUGGAGUAUGUGCUGGCGUCGCAGCAGGUCCAGUUAUCUGCGAGUGGCGCAGGAGUUGAUAAGUCGUUACAGCAUUCUGUCACUUUGCUGUUCACGCAUGUCAAGAAUUAUAGCGCUGUUGCAUCAAAACUGGCCUGUGGAUUGAGGACCGCCUCCGAGCCAAGAGCUUGGAGCACGAAGGCUUGCGAAGUGCGAGUUCCCGAGCCAACUCAUGUUGCGUGUCGCUGUCGAGGACUGGGAACCUACGCUCUCUUCACCAUCGCUAGAUCUACGUUGACAGACGUAGAAAAAGACCUUCGGGGCGUGGUGAAGAUCACCGUAAGCCUUAGCGGGGCCAUGUGUCUAGCAGCGGCCGCUCUCCAACUGCUGAGUCUAGUUCCUGGAAGGAAGGCUAGACUGCCAGUGCUGCUCAAAGCGGCCACCGCAGGAACGCAUUCCGCUGCUAUGCUGGCACUACUUGAGUGUGAUACUAGACAGGAGGAAGCGUGUCCCGGCGCUCUAGGAUGGGUGUGCGCAGUGUGCUGGUGCGCAGGCUGCGCAGCGCUGUGCGCGCAGCCGCUGCUGUUACAAGCCGAGCUGGCUGGCCGAGCGCAGCGGGCGCCCUCUGUCGGGCUACUAGCUGGCGUGUGCACCUUAUCAUGGCUGACGGCUCGGCUAUGGGGCGGCGCGCCGCUCCAGAUUGGGGCAGCGGCGCAGGCCGUAUGCGCAUGCGGCUGCGCUCUAUUAGCGGCGCUGUGUCUAGCGCUCGCUGCUACCGCUGCAGCAAGACUGAGGACUAUCACGCACAAGGUGCCGGUGGAGAGGAGGAACUAUUUGAAGGAUAGGAGCCGAGUGAUCCGGCACACUUUGGUACUGCUGGUGACGACAUCGGCUGCGCAGGCGGCGGGUGUUUUGUACGCGCAGCCGGGCGAAAGGAAAGUCGCGCACGUCGCCGCGCUGUCCGCUGCGGCGCUAGCUAAUGGUGUAGCGAUGCUGGUGUGCUACGUGAUCCGCGAUGAAGAAUGCCUGCGGUCCGCGAGGCGGGUGCUUUCGCUCACGCCGCACCGCGAGUGGCAGGACUCCGCCGCUGGAGACACGUCACUCAAUUGUGCUCUCGGUAUAGUCUGCUCGGCAGAUUUAACGGAUCACUGUAUAUGUCUCCUAGGCACGGAUAUAGGCAAGAGCAAGACCAUACCGAAGCGACCCAAUAUCAAAGUAGACUUUGAUGGAACUGCAAAAGAGCUAUCUCUAGUAGACUGGUCCACCAUUAUGAACACUGACUCUGUCGACGAUGCUGUCACAGAAUUUAGCCAGAUUAUUGACAUGGCAAUCCAAAACAAUACCAAAGAAGUAAAAACUAGCCGUUCAUUUCCUAGGAAAUGGAAAGUAGCCCUGAUCACUCCCAUACACAAAGCUGGUGAUAAAACUGAGCCAUGUAACUAUAGGCCAAUUUCUCUUCUGUCUAUAUUCUCCAAAUUAUUGGAAAAGUUAGUAAACAAACGAAUUGUCAAUUACUUAGAAGACAAUAACCUCAUUCCUGAAAGACAGUUCGGUUUUAGACGAGGAAAAUCUACAGAAGACGCCGUACUGUUAUUUAGCAACACGGUGUCUGCGGCUUUGGAUGAGAACAGGUCAUGCCUUGGUGUGUUCCUGGACCUCGCCAAGGCCUUCGACACCGUGUCCAUACCAAUUCUUUUACAAAAAUUGAACUGCUUAGGCAUCAGGGGAAUACCUUACGACUGGUUUUGUAGUUAUCUUUCGGAGCGUUCGCAGUGCAUUCGGGUUGGCAUGGACUUUAGUGAUUACCUCCCGGUAGAAUUCGGAGUUCCUCAAGGAAGCAUCUUAGGUCCGACGUUAUUUAUAAUUUACAUGAGCGACCUCUUGGACCUCCCUUUAGACAGAGCUGACAUUAUAUGUUACGCUGACGACACAGUCAUCCUCUUCCAGGGUUCGUCCUGGACAGAAGUAUACAAAACAGCAGAGGAAGGUAUGACGGUGGUUGCCGACUGGCUUUGUAAAAAUUUACUGACUCUUAACGUUACCAAAACUAAUUAUAUAGCAUUUUUUAAGACAAUUGCAUCGCAACCUCCACAAUCCAUAGUNGGUAAACUCAUGGUAGAGGCACUGGUCACUCUUUCUAAAGACCUCCUAUGA
This is a messenger RNA of Ostrinia furnacalis (Asian corn borer), 4317 nucleotides long. RefSeq lists its product as uncharacterized. The record is from RefSeq and is a predicted model, not a curated record. The transcript is spliced from 24 exons. The coding region runs from base 1 to 4317 and encodes 1438 amino acids. Lineage: Eukaryota; Metazoa; Arthropoda; Insecta; Lepidoptera; Crambidae. Gene Ontology annotation, molecular function: G protein-coupled receptor activity. Gene Ontology annotation, cellular component: membrane.